This is a messenger RNA of Paramisgurnus dabryanus, 3385 nucleotides long. It is a transcript of the gene map4k6, whose product is annotated as mitogen-activated protein kinase kinase kinase kinase 6. The record is from RefSeq and is a predicted model, not a curated record. NCBI's taxonomy places the organism in Eukaryota, Metazoa, Chordata, Actinopteri, Cypriniformes, Cobitidae. Gene Ontology annotation, cellular component: cytoplasm. Gene Ontology annotation, molecular function: MAP kinase kinase kinase kinase activity; ATP binding. Gene Ontology annotation, biological process: intracellular signal transduction; protein phosphorylation.
CACGAGCGUUGCGCGUCAGCUUCAUACAAAAAAAAAACUUUUAAAAACGCAUCUCGAGACUCCUGUGUUCCGCUCUGUCCCGCUUCUCCUUCAAUCGAGAUGCUGUUGAACGCAACAACACCCUUCCUGUGUGAACGCACGCCCUCAUUCAUGUGCGUAUUGAAGCUGGCUGUCUAGUGCACUUGUCAGGCGGAUGUUGAGGAAGUGGUGAGGGAUAUUGAUUAAAGCGUGAGAAAAAGAUCAAUGCCGCGCUGCUAUGGACGCGAUCGGCGUGUCGAACGCGGAUCCGCUCGAUGACUAUGAACUGAUACAUCGUAUAGGAAGCGGGACUUACGGCGAUGUGUUUAAGGCACGUAGCAUUAAAACUUCAGUCAUUGCAGCUAUCAAAGUUGUCAAACUGGACCCUGGUGAAGAUAUUUCAAGCAUUCAACUUGAGAUAACCAUGAUGAAGGACUGCACUCACAAAAACAUUGUCGGCUAUUUCGGCAGCUACCUCAGAAAUAACAAGUUAUGGAUCUGCAUGGAGUUCUGUGGAGGAGGAUCACUGCAGGACAUUUACCACGUCACUGGCCCUUUGAAAGAAAGACAGAUAGCUUAUGUAUGCAGAGAGACACUUCAGGGCCUGCAUCAUCUCCAUCAGACGGGGAAAAUGCAUCGAGACAUAAAAGGUGCCAACAUUCUAUUAACAGAGAGAGGAGAUGUCAAACUAGCGGAUUUUGGAGUGGCGGCUGAGAUCAACGCAUCUGUUGCUAAGAGAAAGUCAUUCAUUGGGACUCCGUACUGGAUGGCUCCUGAGGUGGCGGCAGUGGAAAGAAAAGGGGGCUAUAACCAGCUGUGUGAUAUCUGGGCAGUUGGCAUCACAGCCAUCGAACUGGCAGAGCUGCAGCCACCAAUGUUUGAUCUCCAUCCUAUGAGAGCUUUGAUGCUGAUGACCAAGAGCAGCUUUCAGCCUCCCAAACUUAAGGAAAAAAACAAGUGGUCCACAGAAUUCCACAAUUUCAUCAAAAUGGCGCUAACAAAAAAUCCUCGGAAAAGGCCAACAGCAGAGAAACUGUUACAGCAUGCUUAUGUAACACAGCUUCUCACCCGCAACCUGGCUAUAGAGCUGCUGGACACAGUCAAUAAUCCUGAGCUGCAGCAGACACUCACUAUGGAUGAGAGCGACCUGGAGACAUGUAGUGUUUUGCCUGAUAAGAUUCAUUCUCUAGUGAAACAUCCGGCCCAGAGAACUCUGUCUGAAGAGCAAUUUGAUCAUGUGAAGUUCGGACCACCCAUGAGAAAGCAAACAGAUCCCUGUCCUGAUCUGGGGGCGUAUGAUGACUGGAGCUCCAUUGGCGGGGACAAGGACUCUCCGAGUCUGCUGGAAUGUGUAGAAGAAGCUUUGAUGGAAAGGAGUUUGACCAUAAAGAGAGGAUCAUCGAAUGAGCACUUACUGGAUGAGGAGGAUAAACAUGGCACUGUGAAGAGGGUGGUCUCACAGUCAACAACCCACAGUCCCUCGAAUCAAGAGAGAAAAGCUUCCACACCCUUUUCCAACUCCUCGCCUCUCAUUGGCUCCACCCCUUUAAAAGACUCCACCCCGGACACUAAUCCCGCCCUGCUCAGCGAAUCAGCUUUGCUGAUUGGUUCGACACUUUCCGACACGUCCCUUCUCACAAACUCUUCGAUUUUAGCAGACUCCUCCUUUCUCAGUCAUUCCACCAGUCUGGGGUCUCUCUGUUCAACGUCAGCUGAAGAUCCCGGAGGAAACCGAAAUCAUUUCCCCCCGCUUGAAUGUCCCGUCUCACCAGAAUGGAGCACCCUCAGGAGGAAAACAGAAGACUCGAAAUCUGUUGUGCAUGGACUUCCACCUACACCACAAGUUCAUAUGGGCGCCUGCUUUUCCAAAGUAUUCAACGGCUGUCCUUUAAAGACUCAGUGUGCUGUUACAUGGGUUCUCCCAAAGACCAGAGAUCAAUACCUUAUGCUGGGUGCUGAGGAGGGUAUAUACACACUUAACCUUAAUGAACUUCAUGAGGACACCAUGGAGAAGUUGCUUCCUCAAAGAUGCAGUUGGUUGUAUGUGAUGAACAAUGUCCUUAUGAGCAUCUCAGGAAAGUCAUCGCAGUUGACAUCUCACAGUCUGCCGACACUUUUCGAGUAUCGCAGAAACAUGCAGCGUCGACAGGGCCAUCUCGCGAUUAACGCCCAUCGCUUGAGCACGAGAAUCAACUCGAGGAAGUAUGCCAUGUCAGUAAAGAUCCCAGACACCAAAGGCUGCAGAAGAUGCAGUGUGGUGCGCAACCCGUACACCGACAGUGUGUUCCUGUGUGCUGCUGUACCCACCGGCCUGGUUCUUCUCAUGUGGUAUGAGCCUCUGCAGAAGUUCAUGCAACUCAAGCACAUUCCUCUUAGUUUGCCUGAGUCUCUGCCCGUCUUUGAGCUGCUUGUACAUGAAACUGAAGAACUACCAGAGGUCUGUGUGGGGGUGAGGAGGACACCUGGCCAAAGAGACACCAAUGGACAGAUGCACUUUGACAUCAUCCACCUAGAUGACACGCCAUACAAUCUGCCAGAUGGAGAGUCUUUGGAUGUCAAGCAAGUAAUACAACUGGACAGGGACACUGUUCUCAUCGCACUGGAGAACACAGUCAAGGUUGUGAAUCUGCAGGGAUGUCCGAGCGAUCAAAAAACCUCUGAACUGACUUUUGAUUUUUCGAUUCAGACUCUCGUUUGUCUACAGGACAGCGUUCUUGCGUUCUGGAAACAUGGCCUGAAAGGACGGAGUCUGCAGACAAAUGAGGUUACCCAAGAGAUCACAGACAGAAGUCGAGCUUUUCAGAUUUUGGGAACAACCAGGGAUAUAAUAUUGCAAAGUACCCCAACGGAUGACCCAUCUGCCAUGAGCAAUCUGUACAUCCUCACCGGCCAUGAAAGCAGCUACUGAUGUGACUGAGACUCUGGGAAUGAUCAUCCAUAGCUGGAAACACUACAAAGGGGUCAAUAUUCCUCUAUUGAUCACUAAAAGGGGAAAGCCACCAGGCCCGAUAAGCUCUGACACAGAUGAAGAUGAUGGACUGGUGAACACACGGUGACCUGGAGACAUAUUGAGACAGAUGUUGGAGCUCAUUUGGUGGAAAGAUCAGCUGUGUGCUGUGAAAGUGGCCUACGAUUUGAGACACUAUGUUCACUUAUGGAGAAAGUGAAGCUGUUCUCUUCCUUAUUUUGGGAAAUCUUGAGUUAAUUAUUGACAUGGUACUGUGAAUUGGUUUGUACUGGCCAGUAAAUGUUGACAGAGUUGAUAAUAAAUCUAAAAAGAGAAGUGAUGAGAAUGUAAAGAGUUUGGAUGUGGUUCUCACAAGAACACAAAAUGAAAGUUAAUAUAAAUAAAUUAAAUAAAUGGAAA